AAAUCUAGCCAGCGAUAAGGAGCUGAUUUUGAUGUUCUCUUAUUCCUUAAUCCUAUCGAUAGCUUGAGUCUUCUCUUUUUCGUUCAUGGAUUCUCUGCAAACAAAUACUCCAACCUUUGACACUCUACCGCCCGCAGUUCCUCCGCCAUCAUCUUCAGAAACCCUAGCUUAUUCUGCGUUGAAUCCAUCUUCUUUGCAGGGCUAUUCUUCUUAUGAUCAAGAUCAAGAUCAAGGUUUUCCCGCACCGCCCGAAACCCUAGCUUUGGAUGAUCCAAAUCCUCCGCCUCCUGAAGAAACUAUUGUUCCGUACGAACAAUACCCGCCACCGCCUCCGCCUCCACCUCCGGAAAAUCUUGCCGAUGGUGAGAACCAGGUGCCCCCUUCGGAAUUAAUACCUUCAAAUUAUGAAGAUCAAGAUCCAAAUCUUUCUUCGGAAAUUCAGAAUCAUGAAAAUGGAGCUUCGGUGGUUGCAGAAAGAUCUUCGUUGGAUCCGGACACUGAUGGAAACAUUGAUCAGAUCCAGAACGCAGCAAAACCAGAGAUCCAGAAGCCUUUGUUGUCCGAUAGUGGCAUUAAUAACACUCAUAGCGGCACCGACAAAGACUGGUCUGGAGGAGAAGAAGAGACCAGCAGUAGACGCAGGCGCCGCAGUAGGUGGGAUCCUCCGUCGGAGUCUGAUAACCAAAACGGUGAUCCUGGUAAUGGAACUCGUAAGAGGAAGUCGAGAUGGGCAGCGGAGGAACCGAAGCCUGUUCUCCAACUGCCUGACUUCAUGAAAGAACUCACAGGAGGUAUUGAUCUUGACCCUGAAAUCCAGCGUUUAAAUGCCAGACUUAUGGAGAUAAAUCGUUUGUUACAGUCUGCUCAGUCGGGUGCAUUCUUAGAUGAUCGCCCCGAAGGUGCCCGUUCACCUUCUCCUGAACCCAUUUACGAUAACAUGGGUCAUCGUAUAAAUACUCGUGAGUACCGGGCCCGGGAAAAACUUACCGAAGAGAGGCGGGAGAUUAUCUCUCAAAUAAUAAAAAAGAAUCCUGCUUUCAAACCCCCACCAGAUUACCGGCCUCCCAAGCUUCACAAGAAGCUUUAUAUUCCCAUGAAAGAGUAUCCGGGUUACAAUUUUAUAGGGCUUAUCAUUGGACCAAGAGGAAACACACAGAAGAGAAUGGAGAAGGAGACGGGUGCGAAGAUUGUUAUUCGAGGUAAAGGAUCGGUUAAAGAAGGAAGGUUGCAACAGAAGCGUGACUUGAAACCUGAUCCUUCCGAGAAUGAGGAUUUGCAUGUCUUGGUAGAAGCCGAGACACCGGAAGCACUUGAGGCUGCUGCAGGGAUGGUUGAGAAGUUGCUGCAGCCUGUUGAUGAAGGACUCAAUGAGCAUAAGAGACAACAACUCAGGGAACUUGCUGCUUUGAAUGGAACUAUUAGAGAUGAUGAGUUUUGUAGGUUGUGUGGUGAACCUGGUCACCGUCAGUAUGCCUGUCCAGCUCGUACUUCAACAUUCAAGAGUGAUGUACUCUGUAAAAUAUGUGGUGAUGGAGGACACCCCACUAUAGAUUGUCCUAUGAAAGGAACAGCAGGCAAAAAAAUGGACGAUGAGUAUCAGAACUUCUUAGCAGAACUUGGAGGGUCUGCUCCUGAUUCAUUGACGAAGCCAAACUUGUCAGUACCGCUUCUUGGUUCGAACAGCUCAGGAAGCAAUCCUCCUUGGGCCAGUGGCAACAAUGCUGGAGGUAUUGGGAACAUAUCUCAAGCAGGGUUGGGUGCGAAUGGAGUUAAGAAGGAGUACGAUGAUACAAACUUGUACAUUGGGUACCUGCCACCGAAUUUUGAUGAUGAUGCUCUUAUACGAUUGUUUUCACCUUUUGGUGAUAUUGUUCAGGCUAAGGUUAUUAAAGAUCGGGUGACUGGAUUAAGCAAAGGUUAUGGUUUUGUUAAGUACUCUGAUAUUUCUCAGGCCAAUCAGGCUACAACUAGUAUGAAUGGUUAUCGUCUGGAGGGAAGAGUAAUAGCAGUAAGAGUUGCAGGUAAACCACCUCAGCCUGUUGUACCUCCAGGUCCUCCGGCUCCACCAAUGCCCACUUACCCCGGUUCAGAUCAGGCGACUGGUGGAUACCCCUCUCAACAAUUUACAGCCGGUGGGCCUCCUGGGAAUGUUCCACCUCGAGGUUACAUGGGUGCUCCAGUUCCAUGGGGACCACCACCUCCUCCUUAUGCUCCUUAUGCUCCACCACCUCCUGGCUCAAGUAUGUACACCCCUGUCCAAGGUCAGUCUGCACCUUAUGGUGCACAAUAUCCUCCUCCUCCACAUUCUGCCCCCCCUGGUGCUCCAUCUCAGAGUGUGCCUUCUAGUGAAGCACAACAAAGUUUCCCUCCUGGAGUGCAGUCUCAAAAUAAUUCAUUAGUGCAAUCUGUGCCUAAUAAUGUCUAUGGAAACUCGGUAGCUGGGAUGCCACCAAAUAUUCAACCUACAUAUCCUCCAUCCUCUUUUUAUCCAUCCUAUUACAGUGCAGUGCCGCCACCUGUGCCUCAUCCAGCUGGGGAUCAUUCGCAGAAUUUGGGAAGUGCACCUUGGGCUUCAAAUCCAGUGCCACCACCUGUUAACUCUACAGAACAGACAACUUAUGGUACCGAAUCUGAAUACGAGAAGUUCAUGGCAGAGAUGAAAUGACAUGGCUCAGCUUCCCAUCGUUUUUCCAGGUUGAAAAGCUUGAGGUUUCUUGGAGGUCUUGUGAACCUGUUUUCUGAACUGUUGCUAUGACUUCAACUUGUUGGAAGUUUGGGACUCAUAUCUUUAACCUUGCUGUGCUGUUAUGACAUGCAGAGACUUGAGGAACAAAUGCUUCAGUUCAUUCAGUAUAACAUUGGAAUAGCUCUGAGGAGAACUUCCCAAUAGCAUAUCUCGGCUCAGGACUACAUCACCUUGUGGAUGACUAUUGUUGCCUCUUAAGUGCUAAAAUGCUAAUACUUUUCAUUCAUAGUUAUGUUUGGAGUUUAUUGAAGAGCUUUACUGACGUUUUUUGCUUUUAUAUAUCAUAUGAGAUGAUUAUUUCUCAUACUUGGAUUAGUUAACUAUUUCCUUCAAUAUCUUAACUUUUGUUUUCCGUGAUAACACUUUUUUCCAUUGUAAGGCUCUUAUUUCUAUCUUGGUAAGAACGCACCUGAAGCUGUGUUAUUCA
This is a messenger RNA of Telopea speciosissima, 3173 nucleotides long. RefSeq names its product splicing factor-like protein 1. Bases 86 to 2665 code for a protein of 859 amino acids. The transcript is spliced from 2 exons. NCBI's taxonomy places the organism in Eukaryota, Viridiplantae, Streptophyta, Magnoliopsida, Proteales, Proteaceae. Gene Ontology annotation, molecular function: zinc ion binding; mRNA binding. Gene Ontology annotation, cellular component: nucleus. Gene Ontology annotation, biological process: regulation of mRNA splicing, via spliceosome. The record is from RefSeq and is a predicted model, not a curated record.